Molecule: messenger RNA, 4968 nt
Organism: Amblyraja radiata (thorny skate)
Lineage: Eukaryota; Metazoa; Chordata; Chondrichthyes; Rajiformes; Rajidae
Gene: synm
Product: synemin, intermediate filament protein
Exons: 4
Coding region: 145-3705 (1186 amino acids)
Biological process (GO): fast-twitch skeletal muscle fiber contraction; intermediate filament cytoskeleton organization
Cellular component (GO): neurofilament cytoskeleton; sarcolemma; costamere
Molecular function (GO): structural constituent of muscle; vinculin binding; structural constituent of cytoskeleton
Source: RefSeq, a predicted model, not a curated record
AAGAGGACUCACACACUACAGACACACACACACAGACAUGGAUAUCUUUCUGCCUCUCUUCAUGCUAGGACAAGGAGCUCACACAGCCUUCAGCUUGAGUAACUGAUUCGGACUGAGGACCAGGAACAGGACCAAGCAGACAAGAUGUUUCCUUUCAAAGCCACCAUUCUCCAGGAGAGGUCCCAGCUCCAGGAGCUGAACUGCCGGCUGGGGUCUUACCUCGCCGGGGUCCGGGAGCUGGAGCGGGAGAACGAAGAGCUGAGCGUUGAGAUCGGGCGCUUGAGGCAGGCGGGGGCGAGGGAGGGGAGCCGCUCCCACGCCGAGGAGAUGGCCAGGACUCGCUGGGAAGUGGAGGAGCUGACUCUGGAGAGGGCAAGGGCUGAGAUGCAACGCUGCCACCUCCAGCGGGAGAUCCAGGAGCUGAGAGACUACCUCCUGACCGAGCAGACUCUACACAGCAAGAGAAGGCAUGAGUUGGAAGCACAUCAUCAAACUCUACAGCAGAUGGAUGCCACCAACACUUCCCUGGAGGGUAUCAUCUCCCAGCUGCAGGGUGAGUAUUCAGCCAUGGAAGCCCAACACCAGCGAGACAUGGGGGAAGUGGAGAAAGAACUGAGGAGAGGCAGCCAACUCCUGGUCACCCAGAGACCCAGCCCUAUAGACCUGGAGAACCAUUCCCUGGCCUUUUCCGAAAUCUGGCAGGAAAACCUAGAGGUGUACAGGCACAACAUCGAGGAGCUUGAAGCCACGGGGCAGCAGGACGAGGUGAGGGGGGAAGAGUUCCAGAGAGAGAACGCACUUUUGCUCCGAGAUGUGGAAACCCUGAAGAAUGAAUUGGAAGAGCAGUGUGUUCUCCAGAGCCAACUGGAAGAGGACUUCUUAAAAGUUCAGCAGGAGCAUGGCGAGGAGGUGGAUGGAUACCAGAGCCAAGUUGAUGUGCUGGAGGAUGAGAAGCAACAGCUUGCAUCAGCCAUUGCCCUUAAUCUCAGGGAGCAGAAGAGGUUGAUGCAGGUGAAGAUGGGACUGAACCUCGAGCUGGCCACCUACAGGGCCUUAUUAGAAGCUGAACACAGGAAACAGCAGGAGAUAGGGGAGCAGCGAUGGAACUCCAGCAAAGGUGUUGACAUGAGAUCACAGAGAUACAACGUGAUGCCGCUUCCAACACUUGACUCUCUGGAUGGAAUACGAUGGAUGCCAAGUCGAAAAACUCUCCCCUCAACCAUCCAGACAGACUCUGUGACAAUCGCCAGAGGAAUAACAUCAAAAGCUAUUCCAUCCCGAAUCUCUGGAACACGGAAGAUCAAUAGUUCUUUCUCAGAAAAAAAUCUCCUUUACACUGGUAAGUCUUCACCAGUUCAAAAUGUGGAUCCUGCAGCAAGGCCGAGGAACACCUACAAAGGAAUGGCGCGGUCGACUUUGGCCCCCCGUGACCCAUUCAGCACAGUGAAGAAACCUCAAGAGCAGCGCAAAGUCCUUGUGGAGGAGGUGAAAACGGGUCAAGUGGUCUUGGAGAGGCCUGAGCCAGCUGUGGAAGUGACCGCCUUCCCAGCUGGGAUACAUGCCAUGGAGGCGGUCGGCGAGAAUAAAACUACCACGUCAGAGAAUAAAGCCAAACCUCAGAGUUCAAGGGACUUCCCCAAGCCUUUUAGUCGGGUGGAAUAUUAUGAUUUUGACGGGCGAUCCGGUGAGACAGCAGGAGAGGAAGAGUUCAAAUGGCAAAGUUCAAACAACGUGAUAACCUUUGAACCCGGUGCAAAACAGCUGGAGUUCAAAGCUGACUUGAGUGAGGUGGGGUCACUCAUGAGCCCGGACCGAUACAGCCCUGCGGCCGACUUUGAUCAAAUCGAAUCAGAGUAUUACCUCCCGGAUAAUAUCGUAGCAACAAGCGACGAGGAACCCACGACAGAAUUCGUAGGUGAGAAUUGGGCGAGAAGUCCAGCAGAAGACUCGAGGGACUACAGAAGGAUAACUCUUUCCAGGGAAGGGGUCUUGGCGGGUAAUGUCAGAAUCGGGGACGUCUUUGAAACAGUGAUAAAUCCCACCGAUCUGGGAGAAAUGGUUUUCCCGGAAGCUGCCAUCACUUAUCGCAUUGAUGAGCAGGAAGCGCUGGAAGAUGGGGCAACAAAACGAGAAAUCGUCAUUCAGUCCCGGUGUGAGGAGACUGUAGACAUGGCAGACGAGGCCAGUCUUCUGGAAGCGCUGAAUAGGGACAGCAGCUGUCCAGAGAUGCAGCUGACCGGGACCUUGGGGCAUUUAUCAGGGUCAGAGACGGAGUGUUUCAUCGACAGGCAGCGGAACCUAGGCAUUCAGGGAGGGGAAGCUACAGGGAAAGUAUCUGUGGGCAUUGAGGUAAAUGAGCAGACCCCGGACGCUGAGAGCUUCCCCCCGCCACCAGAUGCAGGACAGCUGUACGCCGGGGAACAUGGUCUUGAAGGACCAAGUGGCAAAUGCGAGGAAGUCUUAAAUAUCACCAUGUCUGCUGCGGACUUCAGGAGAACGAUGCGGUCAGGUCCUGAGGCAGAGUUGGCAACAUUCCUGGAGAGGACAGCUAGUUUUUCUUCCGAUGAAAACGCAGAAGAGGGUGAAGGAGAACUGUACGGAAUAAAUGAACAAUACAAAAAUAUUGAGGGUGAUGAAGCCCUCGAACACAGUGAACGAGCCCAAUUCGCCUACCAAGAUUCCUUUUCUAAAGAGGUCUGCUCACCACGCGUAAUAGAAGAAUCGAUUAAGGUCCCGCAAGGUGUUCAGGCAUCGAUUGUGGAACUCCUGAAGGAGGAAACCGAGGAUCCAACACUUAAACUGAAGGGAGCCUUGGAGCAUCUGAGAGGGGCCGUGCCUGACAAUCUGAGGGAUGAGCUUGCCAUUCUCACUGGAGAAAUCCACGAGAGAUCGGACAACAUGUCGGUCAAUAUCAAGAACAUCCAGCAGUCCUCACACAGAGGGGUUAUCACGAUAGAAGCUGAAGUCAAUGUGUCACAAACUCUGGAGCCAGAAGACUUUUUUUCAAUGGGAACAUACAAUGAAGAUGAAGGGGAUGUAAGUGAACGAGGGUCUGGACUAACGUUUCGUAACGAUCAGCAGGAACUGCAAGGGCUAUUGAAUGGGAAAGACUCUCCAUUCGUUGUGUCUUUAAAUGAUGGAGACAGGAGCAGAGCAAACGUUCAAGUUUUUAACGAACAAAACAUCCUCUUUGAGCCCAGCGCAAGAGACGAGGAUGAAGAUGCUGAAGAAUUUUCAUCCACUCAAGGUCUUCAGACUGCAUUUGAAAUGUCUGGGCCAAGUGAUAUGGAGAGUGACUUGCCUCUAUGGCUGCAAAAGGAUGCAGAUAACAUGUUUGGGGAAGAGUUUGCGUACAAAGUCACGGAUCCUGACGACUCAUCUGCAACCCUGCACACGAGUGUGAACAGAAUUGUGUCAAUGCACUCCGGUGGCGGGGACAGCGAAGGGCCUGUGCCUUUCAUCACUCAGGAUGAAUUUGCUGAAGGAACAGAUGGAGAGGGACUGUUUGACAAUGUUUACUACGAGCAGUGGGAAUCCGGGAGCAGAGACGAGCCGGCAAUCAACGAGCCUUCUGAUUCUGAACUCGUGCAAUACUCCACUCUUCCAAAGGUCCAGACCAAGCAGCGGGUCGUCAUGUCCGAAAGCACCACGCAAGUGUUUCAUGGUCAACGAGGCAAUGGUGUGACACGGCUCGAUGAAGAUUAGCUGGUUCAGGCCGAUGAUAACCGAUAAAUAGUUCACGAAAGAAGAUUACGUCCUUUUAUCCAGAAUCUAAUCAACACAGAAAAAAAUGGAGAUCUACCAUCACUGAGUGGACAUUUGACAGUCUCAAUGCAAUCAGUGGCUGACUGGCCAGGGUGCCAGCUUGCCCGAUGGCAAGGGGGCCCCUGAUGAAGUGAUAGCAAGUGAUGGUGAGGGCCCCUGUUAAAUGAUAGCAUUGUAGUUGUGGGUGGGCCCCCUUUGUCUCCUGGCAACCAAUAUUAUUAGACCCAGUCCGCCACUGAAUGCAAUGAUAUAUUUUAUGCUUUGAUGAUGUACAGCUUGAGGAGUUUCUUGCCAAGCAUAUAACCACAGCUUGCAGGUUUUUCCCUAAAGGUGAUUUCUGAUUAACUAGGACAUCAAUGCUGUGGUGCUCGCUUACAAUGGGAAAAUAAUCAUUUAGAAACAACCUUGGUGGUGUGAUGCAAGUAGAUUUCAGUGACCAGCUUUCCAGAAGUAAUGUCAGAGGCCAACACUGCAAGGGAACUGACAGAAUGUCCCACUGUACGAGGCAAUUCAAGAGUUCUCCCGGGUUUCCCCCUGAAUCGAACUUGGAGAAUGUCCGUAGCCAGUCCGUGGAUGUCCCGUAGCGGCUCGUAAUGCUAACGGUAGGUACUCGGGACAUACCGGGAAACUCGGGACGUUAUUUCAUCCCUGUAAAAAAAUGUCCACAAGUAAAAAAAAUACUCGUGAUGAAAAAAAUUGUUACUUUUUUUACUCGUACGAGCCGCUACGGGACAUCCACGAACUCCUACGGACCCGCUACGGGCAUUCUCCGAGUUCGAAUCCGAGGAAAACUCGGGAGAACUCGUAAAUAACAGUGGGACAGGGGUUAAGGCCAGGGGGCACUGACAUUGCAGUCACUUAUAAGAUCUGCCUGCUUAGUUUUAAUUAGCAAGCCUCACAGUGCCUAAUAAUAUUGCAUGGUUAAGUUAUGUUAUGUUUAGAUGCCAUGCAGUUUGACCUGAAUUUUAGACUCCUCUGGGCCAACUCAUUAUCAAAAAUUAUCAAGCACAAAUACUAAUAUUGCAUUGAUAAAGAGGUGUAGAUGGCAGCUUUGUUACUAUCACAGACAAUUAAGCAUUAAUAAUUUCAAACCAUGCAGGAAAAAUGUUCCCAAUGUUGGGCGAGUCCAGAACCAGGGGCCACACAGUCUUAGAAUAAAGGGGAGGCCAUUUAAGACUGAGAUGAGAAAAACACUUUUUCACC